Messenger RNA from Phoenix dactylifera (date palm), 363 nucleotides. Lineage: Eukaryota; Viridiplantae; Streptophyta; Magnoliopsida; Arecales; Arecaceae. The record is from RefSeq and is a predicted model, not a curated record.
AUGAAGAGCAGCCUAUAUCUGUCACACUUUCUCUUCUCCUUUGAGAAGUACUUCUUCACUGACUUUGCCAAAAUAUUGGCAUGGACAGACAAGUAUGCCAACACGGAGGAAGCUAUGGCCUUCCAUCUUUCUUGCAUUCCUUACUUUGGAUACGCCACACUGUACCCACAAAGAGCUCAUGAUGGCCCAAUAGCCCUCCUCGAAAGUUUGAAAGGAGCAACUUACCAACACCUCGUCAAUAUGAUCUUCAAGGAGCAAAUUGGCCAAAACAUGGAGGUGUAUGUCGACGACAUACUCGUGAAAAGACGAGCAAUAGGGCAGCACAUGGACGACCUAGAGAAAAUGUUUUGCGACCCUCGAAAG